This is a messenger RNA of Rangifer tarandus platyrhynchus (Svalbard reindeer), 918 nucleotides long. The record is from the annotation of a GenBank genome assembly. NCBI's taxonomy places the organism in Eukaryota, Metazoa, Chordata, Mammalia, Artiodactyla, Cervidae.
AUGGCGGACGGCGACAGCGGCAGCGAGCGCGGCGGUGGCGGGCCCGGCGGCUUCCAGCCCGCGUCCCGCGGCGGCGGCGGCGAGCAGGAGACGCAGGAGCUGGCCUCGAAGCGGCUGGACAUCCAGAACAAACGCUUCUACCUAGAUGUGAAGCAGAACGCCAAGGGCCGUUUCCUCAAGAUCGCCGAGGUGGGCGCGGGCGGCUCAAAGAGCCGCCUCACGCUGUCCAUGGCGGUGGCCGCCGAGUUCCGCGACUACCUGGGCGACUUCAUCGAGCAUUACGCGCAGCUGGGCCCCAGCAGUCCGGAGCAAGUGGCGGCGGCGGCGGGCGCCGAGGAGGGCGGUGGGCCGCGGCGCGCGCUCAAGAGCGAGUUCCUGGUGCGCGAGAACCGCAAGUACUACCUGGACCUCAAGGAGAACCAGCGCGGCCGCUUCCUGCGCAUCCGCCAGACGGUCAACCGCGGCGGCGGUGGCCCCGGGCCCGGCGGCCUACAAAGCGGCCAGACCAUCGCGCUCCCCGCGCAGGGCCUCAUAGAGUUCCGCGACGCGUUGGCCAAGCUCAUCGACGACUACGGCGGCGAAGACGACGAGCUGGCUGGGGGCCAGGGCGGCGGCGCCGGAGGCCCUGGGGGCGGCCUGUACGGGGAGCUCCCGGAAGGCACUUCCAUCACGGUGGACUCCAAGCGUUUCUUCUUCGACGUGGGCUGUAACAAGUACGGAGUGUUCCUGCGCGUAAGCGAGGUGAAGCCGUCCUACCGCAACGCCAUCACGGUCCCUUUCAAGGCCUGGGGCAAGUUCGGGGGCGCGUUUUGCCGGUAUGCGGAUGAGAUGAAAGAGAUCCAGGAGCGGCAGAGGGAUAAGCUUUAUGAGCGACGCGGCGGGGACGAGUCUGAGGGAGAGGAGGUGGAUGAGGAUUGA